AUGAAGGAAACUGAAGAAACACUCCCGCACACUAACAGAAUGGACAUCAUCAGAGCCGAUAAUCGUAGCGAAAAGCCGUUCUCGGCGAAGAUGAAGAAACAUUUCGCACAAGAAGUAAGCACAGAUCAUGCUGAUAUUCUCAUGUUGGUCUGCUGUCUCAUCACUGGAUUCUUGGAUAGUACACUGUAUAAUGCAUUCAAGACUUUCGUGUCUAUGCAAACCGGCAACACAAUCUUCGUAGCUCUCGGUGCAUCAGGACAAAACAAUCGACCUUUUGGCUGGGCACGAUCGCUCGUUUCUAUCGGCUUCUUUUGCAUCGGCUCCUUUAUCUUCUCACGAUCCCAUCGGUUCUUCGGUCCCCUUCAACGAAGUACACUCAUUGGGUCAUUUUUGCUCCAGAGUUGUUGUAUCUUGCUGGCAGCUAGUCUAGUUCAAAGCGACGUUAUUGAGGGAACCGUACCAGCGGGAUUGGAGAAUUAUUGGAAUCAGAUUGCUCCGAUUGCUUUACUGAGUUUUCAAUCAGCCGGUCAAAUCGUCUCUUCUCGCGUUCUAGGCGUAGGAGAAGUCCCUACCAUCGUCAUCACCUCACUCCUCUGCGAUCUUCUAUCCGAUCCUCUUCUCUUCAGUCCCGUAACACAGAAUUCGAAGAGAAAUAAUAGAGCAGUGGCUUUUGUGUUGACGGUUGUAGGUGCGAUUGUUGGGGGCUGGGUCAGUAAGGUUACCAAGAGUGUGAGUCCCAUGCUUUGGGUGGCUGGUGGUUGUAAAAUUUGCUUAACGCUGGGCUGGGGGUUCUGGAAGGGGCGUGCAUAG
Molecule: messenger RNA, 810 nt
Organism: Sclerotinia borealis F-4128
Lineage: Eukaryota; Fungi; Ascomycota; Leotiomycetes; Helotiales; Sclerotiniaceae
Source: the annotation of a GenBank genome assembly